UCUCUUCUGCAUUUUUUGAGAUUAAAGAAACCUGCAAUGUCUAGGAAACAAAACCAGAAGGAUUCAUCAGGAUUCAUUUUUGAUUUGCAGUCCAAUACUGUACUGGCCCAAGGAGGAGCUUUUGAAAACAUGAAAGAAAAGAUAAAUGCAGUGCGCGCAAUAGUUCCCAAUAAGAGUAACAAUGAAAUUAUCCUGGUUUUGCAACACUUUGAUAAUUGUGUGGACAAAACAGUACAAGCAUUCAUGGAAGGUAGUGCCAGUGAAGUACUCAAAGAAUGGACAGUAACAGGCAAGAAAAAGAACAAAAAGAAGAAAAGCAAGCCAAAACCUGCAGCAGAACCAAGUAACAGUAUCCCAGAUUCCAAUAAAUCGGUUUCCAUUCAAGAGGAACAAUCUGCGCCCUCCUCAGAGAAAGGUGGUAUUAAUGGUUAUCAUGUCAAUGGUGCCAUCAAUGAUACUGAGUCUGUGGACUCACUCAGUGAAGGUAUGGAGACACUUUCAAUAGAAGCCAGAGAACUGGAGGAUCCUGAGUCUGCCACAUCAGAAAUGCUCGAUAGAACAGGAUCCAUGCUGGAGAAUGGUGUCUCUGAUUUCGAGUCCAGAUCUUUGACUAUGCACUCUACUCAGAAUUCUCAACAAAACAGGAAUGCUGCCAAGUCUCUCUCAAGAACUACUGUAGGACCUCAGCUUUCAAAUCUAGGCAUGGAAGAUGUUCCCCUCUCUUCCACCAAUAAAAAGCUUGGUUCUAAUAUUGAAAAAUCUGUGAAAGACCUCCAGCGCUGCACAGUGUCUCUUGCACGAUAUCGAGUUGUAGUUAAAGAAGAGAUGGAUGCUUCUAUUAAGAAAAUGAAACAAGCUUUUGCCGAAUUGCAGAGCUGUUUAAUGGAUCGGGAAGUGGCGUUGCUUGCUGAAAUGGACAAAGUGAAAGCUGAAGCAAUGGAAAUUUUGCUUAGCCGUCAAAAGAAAGCCGAACUUCUAAAGAAAAUGACUGAUGUGGCUGUUCGGAUGUCAGAAGAGCAGUUGGUCGAGCUCAGAGCUGAUAUCAAGCACUUUGUUAGUGAACGUAAAUAUGAUGAGGAUCUGGGACGAGUGGCCCGAUUCACCUGUGAUGUAGAGACCCUGAAGAAGAACAUUGAUUCGUUUGGACAAGUGUCCCAUCCAAAGAACAGCUAUUCAACCCGGUCCCGAUGUAGCUUGGUCGCAUCUGUGUCUUUGGGUAGCCCACGUGACGCCUCUGCUGCUGCUGCUUCCACCUGCACCUCUGCUCCCAGCCUUACAAGUGCUAACAAGAAGAACUCGGCACCGGGGGAGACGCCUGCAACCACAGCAAACUCCGGUGGCCGAUCCUACCAGCCUCACCGAGAGGUAUUGCCAGGAAACAGACGAGGAGGACAAGGCUACAGGCCACAAGGCCCAAAGUCCAGUGACCCCACUGACCAAGGGCGACACGACAGCGUGGGUCGUUACAGAAAUACCUCAUGGUAUUCAUCUGGUUCUAGGUACCAGAGUGCUGCAUCCCAGGCACCAGGAGACACUAGUGAACGGGGCCAGGCUCACUCUGCAGGGACGAACGGGACCGGAACCAGCAUGGAGCCCGGCCCACCCAAGCCCUCGUUCAGGAAGGGGCUCCCCCAGCGCAAACCUAGGACCUCUCAGCCUGAAGUUGUGAACUCCUGAGGAAGAUUCCAGCCGGUCUCUCUCUUCUUUCCCACACAAUUCAACUUGGUAACUGGACUUUAGGAAACCUAUAGUUAGAUGUAAUAACAAAAAGAAGUUUACGCAUAAUCACUUUUUAUGCCAUUCUAAAUAUUUUGGUUUCUUCUCUCCUCGUUUCCUCUUUACCAUUUUUGGAAGGGAAGCUGUUUUUUUUUUUUUCCCUUGACCUUUUCCAGUGAGAUGGAUUGAUUCUGAUUGGUCAUUUCCACCAGAAAUCACAGGCAACUGUUGCCAGGUUUCCCAAGGGUAAGCAGUGUUCUUCUUGGGGCUCCAGGCCUUCUGGAGGCCUGAAGAAGCCUUCCUCAGCCAGCCCGACUGUCCAGGCGUUCAGAAGGAGAUGGAUCGCGGCUGGUCUUGCUGCCUUUCUGUCGCAGCAGGAGCCGCACGUGCCUGUCGGGUUCCCUGUAAACAACAGCGUGAGCAGGAGAGGCAGCGAGGGGGUUGUGUACAGCUCUGAAUUGGCCAGAAAAGGGGGAAUUGAAUAGGUUGAAAUGGAAGGACCCUGGGACACGUUUGAGACUCUGCCUGUGCUCCUAAACUGUGCCUGAGCCUGACACUCAGAUAGCAGUUUUAGUCUCUCGCUUGGCACCAUGGCUUAACCUGCGGUUUCUUCCAUAUGCCCAAGCCUUGUUUUCUAUUACCUUAGGCUGCAAACCAGUCUAGGGAAGUCUAUGGGAAAGUAGCAUUAAUUCAAGGGAAAAAAGUAUUUCUUCAUUUCAGUGUUUGAAGAUUUUUGUUGCUAUUGUUCUCCCUCUUUCCUGAUUCCCAUUCUGACCCUGAACCAAAUUUAUAGCAAUAUAAUUAGUGUUAAUCUAAGGUGUCAACCAUCCAAAAAUUGCUGCAGUCAGUCUUUAGAGUUGAAUAAAUAAAAACAAAUGCAUAAA
Messenger RNA from Budorcas taxicolor (takin), 2600 nucleotides. It is a transcript of the gene SPATS2, whose product is annotated as spermatogenesis associated serine rich 2. Gene Ontology annotation, cellular component: cytoplasm. The transcript has 12 exons. Lineage: Eukaryota; Metazoa; Chordata; Mammalia; Artiodactyla; Bovidae. Gene Ontology annotation, molecular function: protein binding. The record is from RefSeq and is a predicted model, not a curated record. Bases 37 to 1677 code for a protein of 546 amino acids.